CAGGGCUGCUGAAGGCUCCUCCACACACGCCCGCUGAACCCUGAGCGCCCUGAGCUGCCGGCAUGGGGCGGGCUGAGGCCGCCGCCAUGAUCCCAGGCCUGGCCCUUCUCUGGGUAGCAGGGUUAGGGGAUGCUGCCCCUCACCUUCCCCGCCUUCGGCUCUCCUUUCAAGAAUUACAGGCCCGUCACAGUGUCCGAACCUUCAGGCUGGAGCGGACCUGCUGUUAUGAAGCCUUGCUGGUGGAUGAGGAGCGUGGACGCCUGUUUGUGGGCGCCGAGAACCAUGUGGCUUCCCUCAGCCUGGACAACAUCAGCAAGCGACCCAAGAAGCUGGCCUGGCCUGCCCCUGUGGAAUGGCGUGAAGAAUGCAACUGGGCAGGGAAGGACAUUGGUGCGGAGUGCAUGAACUUCGUGAAGCUGCUGCACACCUACAACCACACCCACUUACUGGCCUGUGGCACAGGGGCCUUCCACCCAACCUGUGCGUUUGUGGAGGUGGGCCACCGGCUGGAGGAACCCAUGCUCCAACUGGACCUGAGGAAACUUGAGGAUGGCAAGGGAAAAAGUCCUUAUGACCCAAGGCAUCGGGCUGCCUCGGUGCUGGUGGGGGAAGAGCUGUAUUCUGGGGUGGCAGCAGACCUUAUGGGUCGGGACUUUACCAUCUUUCGAAGCCUGGGUCAGAAUCCGAGUCUCCGAACAGAGCCCCAUGAUUCCCGCUGGCUCAAUGAACCGAAGUUUGUCAAGGUCUUUUGGAUCCCAGAGAGUGAGAACCCUGAUGACGAUAAAAUCUACUUCUUCUUCCGCGAGUCCGCUGUGGAAGCAGCACCAGCAAUGGGGCGCAUGACUGUGUCUCGUGUUGGCCAGAUCUGCCGGAAUGACCUGGGUGGCCAGCGGAGCUUGGUCAAUAAAUGGACCACAUUUCUGAAGGCGCGGCUUGUGUGCUCAGUACCUGGAGUUGAGGGUGACACCCACUUUGACCAACUUCAGGAUGUUUUCCUUUUGUCUUCCCGAGACCGCCAGACCCCUCUUCUCUAUGCUAUCUUCACCACCUCCAGUGGCAUCUUCCAGGGCUCUGCUGUGUGCGUGUACAGCAUGAACGAUGUGCGCCGAGCCUUCUUGGGACCUUUUGCUCACAAAGAGGGGCCUACACAUCAGUGGGUGUCCUACCAGGGUCGUGUCCCCUACCCAAGACCUGGCAUGUGCCCCAGCAAGACGUUUGGCACCUUCAGCUCCACCAAGGACUUCCCAGAUGAUGUUAUCCAGUUUGCUCGGAACCACCCUCUCAUGUACAACUCAGUCCUGCCCAUGGGAGGGCGCCCUCUCUUCCUACAAGUGGGAGCUGGUUACACCUUCACCCAAAUCGCUGCAGACCGAGUAGCAGCUGCUGAUGGACACUAUGAUGUUCUCUUCAUUGGUACAGAUGUGGGCACAGUGUUAAAAGUGAUCUCAGUCCCCAAGGGCAGCCGACCUAACUCUGAAGGACUUCUUCUGGAAGAGCUGCAGGUGUUUGAGGACUCUGCCGCUAUCACCAGCAUGCAAAUCUCCUCUAAAAGGCACCAGCUCUAUGUAGCAUCACCCAGCGCGGUGGCCCAGAUUGCUUUGCAUCGCUGCACUGCCCUAGGCCGCGCCUGCGCAGAAUGCUGCUUGGCCCGGGAUCCUUACUGCGCCUGGGAUGGAUCAGCCUGCACACGCUUCCAGCCUACUGCCAAGAGGCGGUUCCGGAGACAAGACGUAAGGAAUGGCGACCCCAGCACCCUGUGCUCUGGGGACUCCUCUCACUCUGUGCUGCUGGAGAGGAAGGUCUUAGGCGUGGAGAGCGGCAGCGCGUUUCUGGAGUGUGAGCCCCGCUCGCUCCAGGCACAUGUGGAGUGGACCUUCCAUCGUGCAGGGGAGGCAGCUCACACCCAGGUGCUGGCUGAGGAGCGAAUAGAGCGCACUGCGCGGGGGCUGCUGUUGCGUGGUUUGCGGCACCAGGACUCUGGCGUCUAUCUGUGCAUCGCGGUUGAACAAGGGUUUUCACAACCACUGCGUCGCCUGGUGCUGCAUGUGCUGAGUGCGGCACAGGCUGAAAGACUGGUGCGGGCCGAGGAGGCAGCGGCUCCAGCACCACCAGGCCCUAAACUCUGGUACCGAGACUUUCUGCAGUUGGUGGAGCCAGGCGGUGGUGGAGGUGCAAACUCCCUGCGAAUGUGCCGCCCGCAGCCCGGACCCCACUCUGUGGCAGCAGAUUCACGUCGUAAGGGUCGCAACAGGCGGAUGCAUGUCUCUGAGCUGCGUGCUGAGCGUGGACCACGUAGCGCAGCUCACUGAUGACUUGGCUGUCCCCACAAUGGGGAUCAGGCUGGAUAUGACACUCCGAAGAGGGGGCAGAUGCCAGGAAGACAAAUGAGUUGUGGCGGGGGCACACUGGGGUCCUUGAGCCAACGGAGACACCUAACCCACACAUAGGCCCUGGCCAAAGGGUACCUUAUUUAUUAACAAGAUAACCCGUGAAUGUAGCCCCAAAAGAGUGGCCCAAGGUCAAUUCAGGAUCUAACCUGGAGGGAGGGGACAGAGAAUUGGGACUCCAGAGUGGACCAAGACCAGAGAGUAGUCUUGGGUGGCAGCCCUGGGGAAAGCAUCCUCUUUAUUGGGCAGUGAGCAGAAAGCUGUGAACAGAUUAAACCAUUGGAUGUGGGGUGAGGCAGGCCAACUGUACUAAAGUAACACAAUAAACACAUUAUCAGCUGAUGUUGGAAUGGCCCCAGCAGACAACAGAUAGUCCUAGAAUUUGCUGGGGGUCUCAGGCAUCAUCCUAGCAGUCUCAAGGCCUGCAUUUUUCUCAUCCAAGAAUGCUGAAGUGAAGAUUAAAACGUGUUAGUAGAUGGUUAUGCUGGUUCCAGUGAGCCUCUGGGGGUGCUGGCAUGCACAGUGCUUUAGUGGCAGGGCCAAGCUCUCUGAAGUAAAAACAAACAAACAAACAAACAAAA
Grammomys surdaster is the source of this 2968-nucleotide messenger RNA. RefSeq names its product semaphorin 3B (gene Sema3b). Bases 63 to 2309 code for a protein of 748 amino acids. Lineage: Eukaryota; Metazoa; Chordata; Mammalia; Rodentia; Muridae. Gene Ontology annotation, molecular function: semaphorin receptor binding; chemorepellent activity. The record is from RefSeq and is a predicted model, not a curated record. The transcript is spliced from 17 exons. Gene Ontology annotation, biological process: negative regulation of axon extension involved in axon guidance; positive regulation of cell migration; neural crest cell migration.